Amphiprion ocellaris (clown anemonefish) is the source of this 4843-nucleotide messenger RNA. Its product is annotated as metal transporter CNNM1. Lineage: Eukaryota; Metazoa; Chordata; Actinopteri; Pomacentridae. The record is from RefSeq and is a predicted model, not a curated record. Gene Ontology annotation, molecular function: transmembrane transporter activity. Gene Ontology annotation, cellular component: plasma membrane. Gene Ontology annotation, biological process: magnesium ion homeostasis; transport. The transcript has 10 exons. The coding region runs from base 56 to 2758 and encodes 900 amino acids.
AACCACCCAGCUGCUCCAUCCAUCCCAUCCGCACACCACGUGACCCACUUCUCCCAUGUCCUUCAGUACUUCAUUCAGCAUGAUGGCUGCGGAUGCUGCGGAUGCUCUCUGCUGCAUCCUGCAUCCGCGCCGGCUCUCCCUCCUUCUCCUCACUGUCACCCUCUCCUCCCUGCCGGCACCGACAGCGGCGCUGCUCGGCGUCCGGCCCGAAGACACGCAGAGCGGAGAGCUGUCCGUGCAGGAUGGGAUACUGAGAGCCACCGAGGGGACCCGCUUCAUGCUGAGGGUUUACUACUCCGCAUCCCCAGCUACCGAGCAUCCCAACAGCCAGAACGGCAGCGGCAGACCCGACGGAGCACCUGCCGCUCCGUGGAUCGCCUUCAUAGAGGAGCCAGGUGAGGACAGCGGGGAUGCCGAGAGGCGGCAGCGCUCCAGAGGAAACCCUUGCGAGGAAGAGAAUGCCCGGAGCUCUGACAUCGAGCUGCUGGGCUCUUUCAGGUCCACCUCAAGUCACAACUCCGUUUUGGUGGAGCUGCUCGCCAAAGACCUGCGCAGAGACGAGGUGAUCAAAUACUACUCCAUGUGCGCCUUUGAUGGAGUAAAAUGGGAGCAUUUCAGCACCAAAGACUUCUGGCUGGCGGUGGUGGAGAGACCCCCGGAGGCAGAUGUUUGGCUCCAGGCGGGGGUCUCGGUGCUACUGUUGGGACUAUCUGCGCUCUGCAGCGGGCUGAACAUCAGCAUGUUGGCCCUGGACCCCGUGGAGCUGCGGGUCCUCCAGAACAGUGGAACUGAGAAGGAACAGAAAUACGCACGGAAAAUCGAGUCCGUGCGUAAACACGGAAACUACAUCCUUUGCACUGUGGUGCUGGGCAACGUGCUUACAAACACAUGCUUCGUGGUGUGGAUGUGCCAGAUUUUAGGAAUGACUGCUCUAUCAACUGCCUCAUGCACUUUGGGGAUAUUCUUUAUUGGAGAGAUUUUACCUCACUCCGUGGCGUCCAGGCACAGCCUCGCCAUCGCCUCCAAGACGCUCUGCGCCACCCGCCUGCUCAUGCUGGUGUUCUUCCCCAUCGCCUACCCGGUCUCCAAGAUCCUGGACAUCAUGCUGCACCAGGAGAUCAGCAGCUUCUACACCAGGGAGAAGCUGGUGGCCAUGCUGCGCGUCACAGACCCCUACCACGACUUGGUCAAAGAGGAGCUCAACAUUAUCCAGGGCGCGCUGGAGCUGAGGACCAAGACCGUAGAGGACGUGCUGACCCCGCUGUCAGACUGCUACAUGCUGUCAUCGGAUGCCGUGCUGGACUUCUGCACCAUGUCAGACGUGAUGCAGAGCGGUUUCACACGCAUCCCGGUGUACGAGAACGAUAGGUCCAACAUAGUGGACAUCCUGUUUGUAAAAGACUUGGCCUUCGUGGAUCCCGAUGACUGCACUCCUCUGAAAACAAUCACUCAGUUUUACAAGCAUCCCAUGCACUGCGUCUUCAGUGACACCAAGCUGGAUGUGAUGCUGGAGGAAUUCAAGAGAGGUAAAUCCCACCUGGCUGUGGUGCAGAGGGUGAACAGCGAAGGGGAGGGAGACCCCUUCUAUGAAGUGAUGGGCAUCGUCACCCUGGAGGAUGUCAUAGAGGAGAUCAUCAAGUCUGAGAUCGUGGACGAGACAGACCUGUACACUGAUAACCGGACCAAAAGGCGAGUGUCCAACCACGAACGGAAACAGCAGGACUUCUCCAUCUUCAAAUUGGCAGAAAAUGAGCUGAAGGUGAAGAUCUCGCCCCAGCUGCUGCUCGCAACACACCGCUUCUUGGCAACAGAGGUGGAGCCUUUUAGGUCGUGUCACCUGUCAGAAAAAAUUUUGCUGCGUCUCAUCAAGCAUCCCAGCGUUGUGCAGGAACUCAAAUUCAACCCCAAGAGCAAACACGCUCCUCAACACUACCUCUUCCAGAGAAACAAACCUGUUGACUACUUCAUCCUGAUCCUGCAGGGACGGGUGGAGGUAGAGAUAGGAAAGGAGGCUCUUCGGUUCGAAAAUGGAGCGUUUUCCUAUUAUGGGAUGCCAGCGCUCAUUCCACCCCUGCCUUUUGGUCAGAGGUUCAGCUCUCGAGGCAGCGGUCUGAACCAGUCGGAUUCAUUACUGAGUGGAGGCAGCGUGGGGCAGCUCGCUGCAGGAGGAGGCGUCUAUUUACCAGACUACUCAGUCCGGCAGCUCACAGACCUGCAGAUCAUCAAGAUCACUCGGAACCACUACCAGAACGCCAUGACGGCCACCAGGAUGGACAGCUCCCCUCAGACGCCGGACCCCGUGGAUGCCGACGCUAAAGGGAGGCCUCCGGUCCCAGAGGCUCGCUCACACAGCAUCGCCCUCCCCCUCACCCACACCCACACCCGUCUGGGGCUGGCACGCCUCGCACACCUCCACCCCCACGGUGGCCUUCGCAACACCUCCCAGCUCAACGAGAGGAACCGUAUCGUUCGCAGUAAAUCUGAUGGACAGAGGAGCCCAAAUGAUACUGUGUUCCUUCGCAUGGAUGAGAUUCCCUACAUCCACGAGGACCGACCAGAAAGUUAUGGAGAGAACGAUGUGCCUACGGUUUCCCAGCCAUCCACCUCCCCUCUCAUCAGCUCUUUGUCUCUGUCCAGCUCCGAGGAGAACAUCGGAAAGAAGCUAUUGCGUAAAUUAAGUAACAAGAGGAGGAAAAAGUCUCGGGAUGGAGAAAAGAGUUUGGAGGAAGGUUCAGAGCAGCCGCCGGUGACGAGCUAGCACAGUGACACUAAGGAAGAGGGAUGAAGCACACGUCCUCUUCCUCUUUAUCAUCCUCACUAUUAGCCACCACCGCUCCAUCAAUCCACCUAUUCCCUUUGAGAGAUGGAGCCAUCCUAUCUGCCGUAGCCAUUGAUGAUACUCAGGACCCCGCUGACACACUUGGGCCCUCUCCUGCCUGACUUGCUUGGAAAAAUUGGACAAAUCUAAACAACAGUAUUGGAUUUAUCCAGCCUUAUACUGGACUGUAGGUUUUAGCCACAUUUGUUUAGUGCUACCUUUGUCCAUGUUACCUUUUUGUGGUUUCCAUAACAUUUAAUCGUCACAUUUGAGCCAUAAUGCGUCACUGAAAUCUCUCAAAUGGAAGCCAACAAGGUCCUUAGAUUAUUACAUCUGAGCCAGCUUUGACCUUUUACUUGAUCAAGCAAUUAAUUGUUAAUAUAAGGCAGUUCCCACAUACUGAAAAUGUUGUUUGCACAGGGAACUGGCCAAAUGUUGCCAUUAUGGUGCCACCUACUGCCGACACGAAGCAGCACACUAGCCAUUGAACAAGAAGAAAAAGCCACCAGAUAAGAGCACAAUUUUUACAAGAGAUUAACAAAUGAUUUUUUUUUUUUAAAGCCAUAAAUUAACUCUCACCUUGAAUGACUGCUUGUUGUAUCCACUGACCACUCAGCAACUGCACAGUUUUGAAAAUGACAACCCUUAAACGUACCUGAUUUUUUAUAUGGAAGUGUCAGGAUUACAAAAAAUAAUUUAAAAAGAGCAAUAUAAGUCAUCUUAAAGGCAUGUUUCCUGCAUCUGUUUUCUACGUUCUCUCAUUAAAAUGUAGCUGCAUAGAUACAAUUUGAGCAUUUCUAUCCAACCAACACCUUCACCUGUUUGUCUUUUUUCUUGGUGUUAUCAGCUUUAACAUUAAUCUGUUGUUCGAUUGUGUUCACCAGAACACUGUUGGUGAAUUUCAUUAGUGAGUUUUCAUGUACAGUUCAUCUCUCACAGGGUCAGUCACUAAAGCUGCAUACACCAAUUUUAAAUAAGCUAGGGGUUUUGGGGUUUUGGAUCUUAGGGUCUAGGGAUCCAAAUGGAUAUUCUUGAAGAAGUAGAUGCUACUUUGCAUGUUUGUUGAUGCUGCUUUUACUGUAGAAUUAUCCCUGUUGCACCCUGUUUUUACCAUAUGCAUGCUUAUAUAAAAGGAUGCAUGAAUAGGAUAUCAGUCUGCAGUACCUUCUCCCCGCUGAGGUGCAGUCUGUGACUUUCUGAAAUCCUAAGUAGGUUUUAAAUUGAAUCUCACACAGGCAGCAGUCUGAGGUUGACGAGAAAAUGGCCAUAAAUGCUGCCCGAUUACAGAGAAACACAAAGCAAGGCUGCAGACUACAUUAAAGGUAGUUUUAAAGUAUUAACAGUUGCUAAUAAGGCACAGGAAUGCUGCUCACUGAAGGAAAAUUUGAAGCCAUUGUUCGAGAAAUCAUCUUGAACUGCAAUAAUGAAAUAAUGAUUUGAUCCUUUUUAUAAUGCGAGGUAGUCCCUUGUGGACUGUGCUGGUCUGCAUUGUGAAAUCUUGGCACUGCUGAACAGACAGAAAGAGACAGAGAUAUGAAAAACGAAAGCAAUAUGACACACACUGACGUCAAGCCACCACCUCCCUCCAAGCGCACACACGCACACACACACACACACGCACACACACGCACACGCACACACAGGUGAUGUUUGUGGACACUCAGUGAUUUAAUUCAUUCUGCCUGGUAAGGCCAUGUAAGUACAAAGGAUACUGCACUGGUAAGCUAUUUACGGCGACCCCCGCCAUAUACAAAGAACACGCAAUAGGAAGCCUUUUCAUCUGACGUCUAACUCUGAGUAAGAGGAUUUGUGUGAAUCACAAACUCUCAGCAGAAUGCUUUUAGAGAAUUUACAUUACUUUAUAUUUGUGAAGACUGAUGUUUGUUUGGGGUAAAUAAGCAAAGUUAGAUUUUCUAAUGUAAACGCAGAUGAUUAUAUAAGUAGGUUACCCAAAGAUAUCAAGAAAUAGAUCAUAUGUUCUACACAAGGGAUAAUUAAAUUAUUAAUAAAGUUACUGAACUACUA